Nasonia vitripennis (jewel wasp) is the source of this 7110-nucleotide messenger RNA. It is a transcript of the gene Cbl, whose product is annotated as E3 ubiquitin-protein ligase CBL-B. Gene Ontology annotation, molecular function: SH3 domain binding; calcium ion binding; phosphotyrosine residue binding. Gene Ontology annotation, biological process: negative regulation of epidermal growth factor-activated receptor activity; cell surface receptor signaling pathway. The record is from RefSeq and is a predicted model, not a curated record. The coding region runs from base 945 to 3278 and encodes 777 amino acids. Gene Ontology annotation, cellular component: plasma membrane; membrane raft. The transcript has 9 exons. NCBI's taxonomy places the organism in Eukaryota, Metazoa, Arthropoda, Insecta, Hymenoptera, Pteromalidae.
AGCUCGAGAUCCUCGUCUCGCUGUACAGCUACUCUCCUCCGCUGCUCGCAGCUCACAGCCGCAGUAGGCGUCCGAGUGUGCGAUCAUCAUCUCGCGCUCUGCGCUCAGUUGUAAAAGCGACUCCUUCGCACUUUUCUCGCAGCUAUUAACUUGCAUCCGAGCACAACGAUUAUCCAGACAGUCGGCGAGGAUAGCGAGGAAGUGCGGGGAAAGGAGAAAAUGCGGAGGAUCCGCGCAUCGCGACGCCGCGGAGCUGCUGCACCGGCCGAUGAUGCGAGUGUCCCGUACUACUACGAAGCCGCGACGCGCGUCCAUUGAGAGAACCUCGUCUUCUCGCCUCUCGCGCGCAUACAUACUACCCGACUCUUGUGUGUCCGCGUGUGUACAACAAUCUUAUUGCACCGCAGCUGAAUUGCAGAGCUCCGUGCGAUCCCCAUACAGUGUGUGAUAUAUAUAUAUAUACAUACAUAUAUAUAUAUAUAUAUAUAUAUACAGUGAGAGUUUGUUCGGUUCCGUUCGCGAGUGAGACAGACGUGAAGGUACACUCUCUACCUUCAAUUUUUUUCCCAAGCGAAAGAGAGAGGGAGAGCGUGGCUUCUUUCUUUCUCCCGCUGCUGCAGGCCCUAUGUCUCUGCCCUGCGUCGACCUCCUCUCCUGGACGAGGAGGAGGAAGCCCCGCCGCCUGAGAGCAUAGCUCCGCAUAUACUCGAGUCAGCGCGCUAUAUCGUAGCUACCUGUGCUGCUACUUGGCUGCUUUUGUACAGGAUGCAGAAGAGCCUCGUCUAGCGGCGGCGAGAGGGACAACUGCAUAUAGGUUGUGUACGAGAGAGGAGAGAGAGAGAGAGCUCCAGAGGAGAAAGAGAGAGAAAGAUAGAGGACUGCGGAGGGAACUGUUGCGCACGAACGACGCCAGCGAAACGGAGUUCAACAUAUUUCGAAUCAAGAUGUCCUCGGGCCACAGCAGCAGGAGUCGAGCUGUGCAUAUCAGCUCGAUCUUCCAGAAGCUGCAGGGGCGCUUUGCCGAUGCCAUGACACCACCAAAGCUCUCCACGGACAAGCGGAUGCUUGACAAGACGUGGAAGCUGAUGGACAAAGUUGUCAAGCUGUGUCAGCAUCAGCGCAUGAACCUCAAAAAUUCACCGCCGUUCAUACUGGACAUAUUGCCAGACACAUAUCAGCGUCUCAGGCUCAUCUACAGCAAAUACGAAGACCGCAUGCAUGUGCUUCACAAUAAUGAGCACUUCUGUGUUUUCAUAAACAAUUUAAUGAGAAAGUGCAAGCAGGCGAUCAAGCUCUUCAAGGAGGGCAAAGAGAAGAUGUUCGACGAGUCAUCUCAUUACAGGAGAAAUCUGACAAAACUGAGUUUGGUAUUUAGUCACAUGCUCUCAGAGCUCAAGGCUAUCUUUCCAAAUGGAGUGUUUGCCGGUGAUCAGUUUCGCAUUACCAAAUCGGAUGCUGCUGAAUUCUGGAAGGAACGCUUUGGCAACAGCACGCUGGUGCCCUGGAAAGUGUUCAGGCACGAGCUGAACCAGGUCCACCCCAUCAGCUCGGGAUUACAAGCAAUGGCGUUAAAGUCGACGAUAGACCUGACCUGCAACGGUUACAUAUCUAAUUUCGAGUUCGAUGUUUUCACAAGGUUGUUCCAGCCGUGGUCGACGUUGCUGCGCAACUGGAAGAUCCUCGCGGUGACGCACCCGGGCUACGUGGCCUUUCUCACCUACGACGAGGUCAAGGCUCGACUGCAAAAAUAUUGCAGCUCCAAGCCCGGCAGCUACGUGUUCCGUCUGAGUUGCACGAGGCUCGGCCAGUGGGCCAUCGGAUACGUCACCUCCGACGGCGACAUACUGCAGACCAUACCGCACAACAAGAGCCUUUGCCAGGCGCUGCUCGACGGCUACCGGGAAGGAUUCUAUCUGUACCCGGACGGACGUAACAUAAAUCCGGACCUGACGUGGGCGGUCCAGCCAACGCCAGAGGAGCACAUAAAGGUCACCGCUGAACAGUACGAGCUCUACUGCGAGAUGGGCAGUACGUUUCAGCUCUGCAAAAUAUGCGCUGAACACGACAAGGACGUCAGAAUAGAGCCCUGCGGACACUUGCUCUGCACGCCCUGUCUCACCGCUUGGCAGGAUUCCGAAGGUCAGGGAUGCCCGUUCUGCCGAGCGGAAAUCAAGGGCACCGAGCAAAUAGUCGUCGAUCCAUUCGAUCCACGACGGACGCAUAGACCUGGCGCCCAAUCGGCUACUGCAAGCAACGCUUCGACGCCAACGAGGGAUCUGGAUCCUGAUACUGAGGCGAUAAUGGAGUUAAUAAAUGGAAACUGCGGUUCACUGUCGAACGAUACAGACGAUGAGGAGGACUCAUCGCCAGCAAGUUCGCCUCUACCUGCGAGGCGCAUAGUACCGAGUCCACCUUUACCACCACGUCGAUCCUCGCCUUCGCCGACAUCUAAUAACAUCACUACCAGCGGAGGAGGCGGUAGUAACAAUCAUCUUAGAAACGGAAGGCAUUUGACGGUACCCAAAGAAAAUGCACCUCCACCACCAUUGCAACAACAGCAACAAUUGUUGCAGCCUACUGCUCCACCGCCGGUCACUGUUAUCUUGUCAGCCAGUGAUAAUGCGCCGAACAACAAAGGUAUGAUGAUUAUUGAAUCACUAAGAGACAAUUAUCCUUUUUCCUCGUAUUUCAUAAUAGUUCUUGUUCUUGCAGCAAGUACAGAAGCAAGGUAUGACAUGCUCCAUCGAGCUUCUUCGCCGUCACCAGUACCACCAAGACCCCAGAGCGCAAGGCCACACCGGACACCUCCAGCCCUUCCUGAAAAGUCGCCAUCAACUGCACGCCUCUCUGCAUCCUCGCGAGAUCUUAUACAGCAGCAGCAAUCUUCAACAUCAGUGCCUCCAGUACUACCACCCCUUUCUGCUCCCAGGCCGCCCAAAGGACCGUCUAAGGACGCCACUGGCGCGCCCAAGCAGGAUCAUUUGUACGAAAAUACGAUAAUGAUUCCGGGCACGAAGCAACAUGUUGUUAAAAAUAUUAAUGUUGAGCUGAACAAAGCCCGACUGACGGCGCUGAUGAAAGGCAAAGAUGAAAGCGGUCGGCCGAUACCAAAGACGACCGAAACCGCGGCUUAUGAAAACAUCAAUGUUGAGCAUAUAUCGAGGUUGAUGGCCCUUGGUUUUGCCCAGGACGCAGUGAUACGCGCUCUCGGAAUUACGAGGAAUGAUCUGGAGAUGGCUUGCGACAUUCUCCACGAAUUCGCGCAGAAAUCAUCUUGACCAGGAACAAAUAGUGAGGAUUCAUGACCACCUUUGCCUGCUAGAAGGUAUUUUUGACGGGGAAGUCGUAUCAGGAAGAAUCGGAACUACCUACCUCCGACGCAGAGGGACGACCACUGACACUUGCAGCCAAUGAGUAGCUGCGCAGCGAGAGCGAGCUGAUAUUAUAGUGUCAGACAAAGAGUCGCGGGAAGCACGAUUUCUCUCACUUCGUUCGAUGACGACUGAUUGUCACUGUUAUACGCACGUGCUCCUUUCCCUUACUCACACUCUUCAUCUUUGCGGGAUCCUUGUGUUUCUUAUGGCUUCUCGAAGAAUGGAGCUGUUGCUGCUGUGCUCGGGCACAAGAAAAUGAGACUGAGGUAUUCUCGGGGUUCUAUUAGUUCUCUUGUUCGUACAUUUAAGUCGAGUGAUGUAUGCAGAUGUAGUAUGGUAUGCAAUUAAAGGGACGUAUAGAUUGUUUGCGAAGCAUCGAAAUUGUCGGAAUUAUCGCUAACCGCGAGCGAUAAAUUUUUAACAAGUGUUGGACGAAGAUUAUUUAGAGUAUCAAAAAGAUGAGAUUUAAGCCGGCAGUCCGGUAAAAAUUUGAACAGACUGUAUUUGGAGGUAUAAAAUAAGUAAGUAACACAUGGCUAUGAGCACUAAACAAAAACACUGAAGCGAGUAAAAAGAAAUAUUUUAAAUUUUCGUGGUACAACCUAAAAAUAAAUGUAUAUUUCCAUUGUCUCAAUCGUUACAUGUAUAACAUAAGACUUUUUGAAAAAUCAAUGCAAAACGGCAACGUUCUUCCCGGUUUUUAUAAAUAAAUGUUUAAAUAAUUGUUGUUAAAAGUUACGAUCAAAAUUGUCUUACGAGCUCAAACACAUUUUGAUCAAGCUAAGCGUAUGCGUAAAAGAAGUCUAAAAUUAACAAAGUAGAAUAAACACCAAAAGGCAGUCCAUAUUCAAAUGUUCAAAGUAAAGUAAAAAUCUAACGAUUUUUGAAUGACCAAUUAGUGUUCAAAGAUGAAUUAUGGCUUAUCAACUUUAGUAGACUAUAUGAUCAAGUGUAAAUGUUUUAACUAUUUCCAUUUGGCUUUACAAUGUUUCACGAUAAGUAUAUUUUUAAACGUCCAUGUAUAUUUUUUGUAUUAUUUCACUAAUUAAGUUUUAAUUUGUAUUAAUUUGUAUGUAAAAUAUCUGCUUCUAUGCAAAUAAUUUAUUUUUGUAUAAUAAUUUAGUUUGGUUUAACUUUUUAUUGUUUUAAUGUAAUGUAGUAAGUACAUUUUUUAUUUCCCUUGUAUUAUAGAAACAUUUUUCUGUGAUAUUUAAUAUUCAAUUCAUAUUCAGUUAGAUUUAGUACUAUUAUAACAUAGUACAAAGUGAACAUUUCGACGCUUUCGAUGCUACGUGAGAGUUUUUGACGCUCAUCCGUUCUAUGAGGGUGUGUACAACUUGUUGCACAAAACUGCUGCAAAUAUGCAAUUCGUAAAGCUAAGUUUCCCUUUUUUAACAAAAAUAUUCAUAAACCAUAAACCGUCGAAGAUCAUAGUAAAAUAGAAAUUUACUUUUAGCUGUAAGGAUUUUUGAAUGCAUAAAGACACUUUGUUUAAUGUUAGUGGUUAUAUAAUUAUUGGAAUUGAAAAUGUUUUUCUUUAACUUCACACACUUUUAAAUAAUAACUAUAAAUAAUAUUUUCUGAAAAUUGGAACCUCUAUGAUUUUAACAUUUUAUAUGAUUAUAAUACCUUAAAAAUUUUUCAUGACUUUUUAUAAUUGUGUAAGGCACCUAAGUUCUUUUAUAUAUACUUAAUAAAUCAAUUCAAACGAGUUUUGUUCACAAAGAGAAACUAUUGCUUGUUUGAUAUUUAUUUAUUGUACCGUAUCAGAUACAUUGUGAUAUUUAUGUUAAAACUUGUACGUAAUCAGUAUCUAAUACAUUUGUCCCUUAUGAUUGUAAAAACUUUAACUUUGCUGUCGAUCAAUCGGUAAACGAAAAAUCCAAUGCAACAAGGAACUACAGUGCAUUUCCUAAUACUAGCAAGCAAAAAUAAUAUUUUUAAAUUGGCUUCUAAUUUCUUGUUCAUAUCUCGCCAAAAGCCCCUAGUAUAAAAAUUUCGUAUUUUUUAUCAUUAAAUAACCGUUUUCUUAGUCUUUGAUGAUAGUUAUUAUAAUAAUAAAGUCGCUGUAAACUUAAAUAUCUCUAAUCUGGAUUUUGAAAAGAAGAACAAAUAUCUCUAUCUAUUAGUAGCUCACAAAAAUGAAAAAGUUGGAUAUUUUUCUACUAGGGAAUGAAAUUUCAUCACGUUAUUAAUUAGUUGAUGACGUGAAUUAAAAAUUUCACUGAUAUAAAUUGUACUUGGGAGUUCUUAGACAAGUAGCCUACUGUUGAGGAGAGAAGAAAGUUCACUGAGCGAGGCUACGCACACACGUUAAUGUUUAUUUAUUUCUUAUAUACGAAACUCAUUCGUAACUAUAAAUCAUUUCAGUGUAUACAUUCAUGAAAAUAUAAUACUUUAUGAAUAUGAAGAAAAAUAGUGUACAGCUUUGAUCGAGAAUAAUAGCAAUUCAUUAAAGUAGCGAGCAACUGUACUGAAGUUGAAAAUAUUAUAAUCGUAUAUAUAGCGUAGUAUACUGCAGUUGCCUCGUUGCUAUUUUUUGAUUUUUAUUAUCAGAUAAGAAGAAAAAUAAUUCACAUCACCGCAAAAAUAAACGAAUAAAUAAAUAAAACGAUCCUCGAAAUGUAUCAACUAUAUUUCUCUCUCUCCCCUACUUCGGAAAAAUGUGUAUAUUAAAUAAUAGACGGUUGAUCCCUGGAUCUGCUUUGGAAAAAAUAAGAAAUGUCAGCGAUUGAGAUUACUUAGCUCCUAUACGAGACUAUAAGUAUAUAGUGCAUACACACCCGCGUUGUUUGCGGAGCGAGCGCAAUAAAUCGCUGUGAAAUAAAACUUUAUUAUUAUCUUCAUGAUUACAUUCUAGUCAGACAUGAGUAUCUUACGUUACAUUGAAGCAUACAUUUCUUUGAUUACUAAUGACAAAAAGACAACAAAUGUCUUUAUACAAAUUUAUUCUCUUUAACAAAAUUUACAUUAAAUAUAGUACGAUAACACCAAGAGUAAAGUGUUGAUUGUUUUAAUUAUUAAUCACAAAUGUUUACUCUCAAGGCGUUUGCUUCAAAGUAGCUCAAGUAAUUCAUGCCUGUUAGUAUAAAUGAAUCCUUUAUAGAAAAGUUUUUUCCACCAUUUCUGUAAGACAGUUAAAAUAUUAUUGACAAUUAUUAAAAUCCAUCAGAUUCAAAUCAAUGUAUUUGAAUUAAGUUUAUAGCAGCAUUUUUUUCAGGUGAAAACUUUUCUAGCGAGAAUUCCUGUCAGCAUGUGCAAAUUACUAUUUUAUUCAAUUAGAUAUUGUUUUCUAAAGCAUAAGCACACAUCACGUGGAUAUGGUAAGCGAAAUGCGAUUGAUAAAUUAUUCUUUGGUAUUAGAACCACCUGAAUCUUUAAAUUCCUGGUCUGUACACCAGCUAGUGAAUGUAACGUCCUAUUUUUCUACAUUGAAUAUUACCGUUAUCGUAUCCUGUAAUGUGUUAUUCAUGUGUAAGUACGUUACAUAGGGUUAAAAAAGUAAAGAAAUUAAUAAGGAGCGUGUAAGAGAUAAAAAAAUUAUUCGAGGCCUCAGAAGCUUUGAAGAAGAAGAACUAUCAGAACAGUCACUCUACGGUAAAUUAGAAAUUGAAAAUAAAUUUAAAAUACCUAUGUGGUGCAAUACAUAGUGUAUAAUCUUUUUUUAUUUAAUUGUCGUCUGUAUAAAUUAUUUUAUGUAUUCCUCAAAAAAUAAAAUAAUACAUUUACAAAAUGA